AGUCACCCGUUGCGUAAUCCAUCUCACCCACCAAGCAUAGGUCGCGACUUCCUCCGCAUCCACUGCGCCGACGUACCUUACUGCCACCAACUGCCGGAUCAUCGCGAUCAAGACUGCGACUAUCAGCGUACCAUACAGCUCCAGCUUCGGGGUCGCGCGCAUUGAACACAGCUCCCUGCUGUCCUGAUUGAAACACCAAGCGGCUCUUUAUUCCACUACACCGCACGCACUUGCUUGUGCCUCGCCCAAAGCAUUGUGAAUGAGCCGAACACUGUAUCCAUCCAUCCGCAGUGAUACUGGAUACAAUACUAUGCAGCAGCCUGCUCAGGACCAUAACAAGCCGACCAUCGAGAUGAGCUUAAGAGAACACCUUCUCGCUGCAGGCGCUGGUCAGCCUAGCACCCAGCCUCUCCCCCAGCACUCGUCUCCUCAAGGUCCCCCGCAUGCAAUUGACCCGGCUAUCGCAGGCCAGGCGUACCAAAUGAGCCAAGGCGCAAUCGAUGACGGCAACACGAGCGAGGGACGCUCAAAGGGACGGAGAGAGCUGUCGACCUCUAAACGCGCUGCCCAGAACCGCGCCGCCCAACGCGCGUUCCGUCAGCGCAAAGAAGAGUACAUCAAGCAGCUAAAGGACCAGGUCAAGGAAUUCGAGCAACUAUGCGAGCUGUACAAGACUCUCCAGACCGAGAACUACCAAUUGCGCGACUACAUUAUUAAUUUGCAAUCCCGCCUGCUCGAGACCCAGGGCGAAAUUCCACCUGCGCCCGCCGGCGUUGAUCUAAAUCGACCGCACGGCGAGCCCGCCAACCUCAAUCCGACCCAACCACAGCCACCGCAACACCCACAGCAGUCCGAACAACAGCCGCAGCCCCAGGAGAGUUCGAGUAGUAACAAUGGCGGACUAUCUGAGCGACAGAUUGGCGAGUUGCAGAUGGCUGCGCAAGCUGCUGCCGCUGCUCAACACGGCCCAGCUGUAGGCCACAAGCACUCCAACUCAGAGGACUCGUACGACUACGCCGAAAAGCGCCAGAAGGCAGACGGGUCACCGCAAGGUCAGCUCUCUUCUCCUCCUGCGACUUACCCCGACCCAAAUGCUUAAGACCGGAGCAGUCGUUCAAGCGGCGCACGGCUUACCAGCUUAGUAGGUACGGCAUCUUCCGGUGACUACGAUGCUUUCGUCGACGAGAUGCAGCAGUCCACCAAAGUGGCUGCCUAGUUCGCGGACUUUGUCCAGCUCUCCUGACCUUGCCAUGUUCGAUCUCCAGUCUGUUUAUUCCUUCGUCAUAUCCCAUGUUCUCAUGAUGUCAUGCAUAAGUGCCCAGGGCUUGCCUACAGCUCGGGGCGGUGUUUCUACAACAAGGCGUCUGGGAUGGGUGGAUACCAUAUGUGCUCGUAUAUCUUGUAUUUUUCUCAGCCGUGUUUUAUUGGUGUUCUCGAAGAAGAGCGGUCCUGUCAUCAGUAGAGCGUCUUCUGCAGUGCACGCCUAUGUACACGCAUUGAAUCAGGGACGUUGUUGCUAUG
This is a messenger RNA of Parastagonospora nodorum SN15, 1521 nucleotides long. RefSeq lists its product as hypothetical. The record is from RefSeq and is a predicted model, not a curated record. Bases 260 to 1099 code for a protein of 279 amino acids. Lineage: Eukaryota; Fungi; Ascomycota; Dothideomycetes; Pleosporales; Phaeosphaeriaceae. Gene Ontology annotation, cellular component: RNA polymerase II transcription regulator complex. The transcript is spliced from 5 exons. Gene Ontology annotation, molecular function: DNA-binding transcription activator activity, RNA polymerase II-specific; transcription cis-regulatory region binding.